AUGGUCGUUUUCUACGCGUAUUUCUUCAAAUGGCGCAGAAGUACCUCGAGGAUUGUCAUUCUGUUCCUCGUCGUACUUGAUAUGUUCAACAGCGCGACCAUCUUGCCGAUGGAAAUAUUCGUAAUGAAGAACUAUUUAAAGUUGAAUUCCCCGUUCCUGUAUAAAAUAUUUAGAUAUGGGACUUAUGUCAUGAAUUGCUCGUCUGCGUUGAUUUUGGUUGGGAUAGCCCUAGACCGAUUUCAGCGGAUUUGCCGACCAUACAAGCAGACGUUCAGUGAAUGGAAGUCGAAGUGUAUAUGCAUCGGUGCAAUUGUUGUCGCUUUGUGUGUAACUUGGCCAUCGCUGGUGCUCUAUGGGACACGUGGAGAAAAAGACAAAACGAAUCCGGUAUAUGUUUGUAAGAGGCUCCUCAACCCUAACCGCAUCUGGUCGAAACUGGUGUUCAAACUGCGUUACUGUCGGAUAGGACGCUCGACCAUGAUGUUGUUCGGUAUAACAAUCGCGUACGUUUUGAGUUUUCUGCCGUUCUACACACUGGUGAUCAUGCGACAGAUCAACCCAAUGUAUUUUAUGAAUUUACCAGAAACAUCCAAGUCCUCGUACAUGGCUUAUUUGGUGUUUGUGAGAUCCUAUAUACUUUCCAGCGCCAUUAACCCGUUCAUGUAUUCGUUCUGUAACAUUCAGUUUAGAAACGAUUGUUCUCGAAGAUUGUUUUCCGCCGACAACGAACCGAGAGAAAUUCCAGAUUGAACCGUUGUCAUUAAAUAUGUGUUUGAUAUGUAAGUAAACUGACGUUUCUAGAAAUUGUGAUCCCAAAUGU
Molecule: messenger RNA, 820 nt
Organism: Dreissena polymorpha
Lineage: Eukaryota; Metazoa; Mollusca; Bivalvia; Myida; Dreissenidae
Product: apelin receptor A-like
Exons: 2
Coding region: 1-750 (249 amino acids)
Biological process (GO): G protein-coupled receptor signaling pathway
Cellular component (GO): membrane
Molecular function (GO): G protein-coupled receptor activity
Source: RefSeq, a predicted model, not a curated record